AUGCCGCCGUAUGCAUUUCUGGCAAAUGUGUUAUGUGGGCGAAGUUCUUUUGGCAAGGCUCGGUGCACGUUCCUUCAUGUCGCUCCUCUGGCAGGGGCGAUCUGGUUGCCUUCAACUCGUCCAGCUGUGGAGCCGCGCACAAGAAGCCCACCGGACUCUUUUCAUUCGCUGGGCAGGGAAUCGCGGAAGCAUUCGCGCACGCCGUUGCGAGCGAAGGUUUGGUCGGAUGAGCAGGGCCGGGAGGUGUGGCGCAAUUGUGUGGCUGCGGAGUAUCCGGUUUGCGAGGCUAUGGCCCAAGCGUCUGUGGCGCACCACACAGGGAGCGCUGGAGACGGGCCGGUGGAACCACGGACCCGGCACGGAGGGUGCUGGCUCAUCUCACAGGCCGCUGCUUCCACGGCGCAGCUAGACAAUGCCUCAGCACUGGAGAUCACCGCGGAGGAGGAAAUUUGCAAGAACAUUGCGGCCGAUGCCGGGACGAACGGGCCCACUCUGAACGGGGCCCUCGCCGAGCACAGCUGGGCGGCCUUUGCAGCGAGGGAGACCCCGUGGAGGCAAAAGGAUACUUGGGUGGCUCGAGAAGCGGAGGUGCCAAGAAGCCACCCUUCGAGGUGCCCCGGAGUACGGGGAGAGGAGGAGGAAGAAGAAGGUGACGUCUACGACGAGCUGGUGGAGCUCCAUAGCCUCAGCUUACUGCUCCUGCCGGCCGAGGUGUACCACAGCCAGUGGAUGGCGUCCUCACCCAAGCAUGCGGGAGAAUUCUGGGUGUGCCUCAGCAUUGAAGUUGAGCAGGUCGGAUGCCGCGGGCUCGUGAAGGGGCUAUGCAUCGUCGCACUUUAG
Symbiodinium necroappetens is the source of this 840-nucleotide messenger RNA. The record is from the annotation of a GenBank genome assembly. NCBI's taxonomy places the organism in Eukaryota, Dinophyceae, Suessiales, Symbiodiniaceae.